This is a messenger RNA of Radiomyces spectabilis, 951 nucleotides long. RefSeq lists its product as uncharacterized. Bases 1 to 951 code for a protein of 316 amino acids. The transcript has a single exon. NCBI's taxonomy places the organism in Eukaryota, Fungi, Mucoromycota, Mucoromycetes, Mucorales, Radiomycetaceae. The record is from RefSeq and is a predicted model, not a curated record.
AUGUAUCCACCUUCUUCGGACCCUUACGCUGGACAGUAUCCUCGUCCGCCUCCUCCGCCUCCUCAAGACGAUCAUCCAGGGCAAUACGCUUCGGCCCCGCCGCAACCAUCUUAUUACCCUUCUCAUCCAUCACAAGAUAUCCAUGAGUCCCCGUAUACCCCGCCCUAUCCUGCGUAUCCUCCCGAAAAUUAUACCUCGCCUCCCAUCCAUGCACCGCCGAGCAAUGAAUUUUAUGCUGUUCCGAUAUCCGCUCAACACGAAGAACAACGACCUUUGUCAGUCCAACAGCAUGGAUACUAUGAUCCGCAUGCUGUCCCAUUGAACGAUUACGUACGAGACCACGAGGAGCCGGUGCACCGUCCAGCACCGUACACCGAUCCGAACUCCUAUGACCGUCAGCGACCCACAGUAGCGACCGAUGACUAUUUAGAUGAACACGAUAUGGCCUCCUAUUCACCGGAAGCGCCCAUGGUGCAACAUGCUCCUGCACCUGAACCUGAGAACUCCAAAUCCAGGAAAAAUAAGAAAAAGAAGAAUAAUGAUCCGACAUACUAUGGACCUGUGGUUGUAGCGCCUGCGCCCGAGAAAGAAGCGGAAUCAUAUGCGCCACGACCAUAUCAAACACCCAGAGAAAGGGGCUGUAACUGCUGCUGUUACAACCCGGCCAUGACCUGUUGUUCCUGUUUUUGUAUGAUCAUUGGUAUUGCCUUUUUAGCGGCAGGAAUUGCGUUAAUGGUCGCUUCCAAGGUGAUUAGCGAUAAAUGUUCGAAUCAGUGUGAUCAGCUACCAGAACAAUUGCGUGACGCUAGUGCUAGUGCUUGUGGCACCAUCUGUGGCAAGGUGGUUCACGAUGCUUUUCUUUACGGAGGCGCGGCGGUCACGGCCAUAGCAGGCAUCACCAUUAUAUGGCGUUUAUUUAUGUGGACCUGUGCAGGCUGUUCCCGACGAUAA